Molecule: messenger RNA, 4573 nt
Organism: Oncorhynchus nerka (sockeye salmon)
Lineage: Eukaryota; Metazoa; Chordata; Actinopteri; Salmoniformes; Salmonidae
Product: rho guanine nucleotide exchange factor 26-like
Biological process (GO): activation of GTPase activity
Molecular function (GO): guanyl-nucleotide exchange factor activity; protein binding
Source: RefSeq, a predicted model, not a curated record
CUUAACGUCACGUGAAUUUGGGUAGGCUUCUGUGCUGUUUGGCAAUCGGCAUUCCUCCUCCUCUCUAUUAGUCUCCUGCUAAACACAUAACACUCUCGGAGAGAACACAAUGACAUAUCGGAGUUCGAGACACGGUGAAGACAGCCGACGGUCACCGGACUACUGAUGGGAAAACUAUUUUUUCGCACAAAAUUAACCGUUUACCUCAAGCAUAAACUUUCAAACAACAGGAAAACUUUGCCUUAUUAUAUUGAAACUCCAGGACACAGGCACCAUGGCGAGGUUUUACAGGGAAACCACGAAUCAAUAGAAAGGGUUAUUGCAGUUCUCUUCUGGGUUGGACCAGUUGGGUCAGACGAGAGACUCCUCAGUGACAAAGAAAAGACGAGUGAUUGACGCACCAUGGAGGGCGGGAACGAUGUGGAUCUGUCCAACAGUAACAUCACCCCGCUGUGGAAGAGGCGCUCAGCCAACCACACUGGCCCCAGCAAGCUAAAGGCCCGGCCCCUCAGCUACCAGAUAGACGGAGUCCACAUGACUGACUUCCCCGUAGAGGACAACAAGUGCAGCUUUACCUUGAGCCAGCCUGCAGAGCGACUGGUGGCCACGCCGGGAGGAGGGACGGUCAUUCUGAAGCACGUUCUCAACCAACCCACCAAGAAAACACGGGUAGUCAGGAGUAUAAGUAUUGGACAUCUGUCCAAAGGACGUUUCUCUCUGUCCAAGUUCAAAUCGGAGGAUGAUAAGUCACUGUCGUUGAACAGUAAGGCAUGUCACGGUGGGAGUGUUGAUAAUGUGUGGUCAGACAAGCCUCUGCUGGACACCCAGAAUCGACUAUCCAGCCCGUUCACCCUCACCACUCACAGGGACCAGAUAGUGUUUGGGACGAGCCCUUCACCACCGGACUCUGCCUCCUCAAAACACCACUCUCCCCCUGCCUCCCCCAAUAAGCACCACCACCAUAACCUGACCUCCCCUUCUUCCUACCACCCCUUAACUCCUGUCCCCUCUCCCUGUAACCCCAGCCCCUCUCCCCCUAACCCCAGCCCUCCACCCAACCCCAGCCCCAGCCACUCCACCCCUAGUCUCCACACCCCUACCCCAUCCCACAGCUCCACCUCCAGUAUCAACUCCCUCUCUUCCCUCAUCUCCACCCCUUCUGACCUCCCCACACCCCACAGCCCCUCCUCUGCUGACAUGUCUGCCCCCUCUCCUUCCCCCUCUCAUUCCCCCACUCCCACCCUCUCUCCCUCCAUCUCCCUAUCUCCUCCUCCCUCCAUUGUCCUCAGCACCCACAGUGCAGCUGCCCUGAAGAAGGGCACACAGCAGCUGAUCCCCAAAGGGCUGGCGUCCCUGAGCAAGGCCUCUCCUGCUGGGGUACAGAGCCACGGCAUGGGGGGUCUGCUGGGCCUGGAUCCUACCAAGCGGGCCCUGCGAGCCCUCAGCAUGGUGGAGACUGGAUCCUUCUUCUCCACUGGCGUAGGGUCCGGGGGAGGGGGGACAGACCAGGAUGAGAGCACUGGGACUCUGAAGAGAGGGUUGAGGUCUACCUCGUACAGGAGAGCAGUGGUAAGUGGAGUGGAAAUGGAAAUACCAUCUGAUGACCUCAAGACCCAUCGUCUGUCCCAACCUGUAGACCCAAAGACCCAUCGUCUGUCCCAACCUGUAGACCCAAAGAGCCAUCGUCUGUCCCAACCUGUAGACCCAAAGAGCCAUCGUUUGUCCCAACCUGUACUCCGAGGACUACAGGAGGUCAAGGAGAGACCGACCAGCCCUGGGAAGAAGAACAAGAGUCCUGAUAAGAAGCCAGGACUGAUCACACAGAGGACAUUUGACAGUGAAGAGGAGGAACUGUAUCAGAACUACCAGGAGAAAGCUCUUCACAAUGACUCUGAUGAGGACCAGUCCAGAGAGGCCAAACCUGAUGACCGCAUCGUGAUGCAGUACAGACCCAUACGCACCUCCUGGAGCCAACUCAGUGUGGUAAAGAAGAGUGGCGUUUCUGAUAAACUCAGCCAGGAGGAGCGGAAAAGACAAGAGGCCAUAUUUGAGUUGAUAUCGUCAGAACACUCCUACCUCCACAGUCUGGAGGUUCUGAUCCGGAUGUUUCAGAACUCAGCAGAGCUCAGUGACACCAUGACCAAGACCGAGCACCACCACCUCUUCUCCAACAUCACAGACGUGUGUGAGGCCAGCAAGAAGUUCUUUAAAGAGUUAGAGGAUAUACAUCAGCAGAACAUUGUUAUAGAUGACAUCAGUGACGUCGUGUUCAGACACGCCCAGUCCAACUUUGACCCCUACAUCACCUACUGCUCCAAUGAGGUUUAUCAGCAGAGGACCCUACAGAGGCUAGUAAGUAGUAAGAGUCCAGUGUUUAAGGAGGUGUUGACUCGUAUUGAGGGCCACCCAGACUGCAGGAACCUCCCAAUGAUCUCCUUCCUGAUCCUACCGAUGCAGAGAGUCACACGCCUGCCUCUGCUGAUGGACGUCAUUUGUCAGAAGGCUCCUAAGGACUCUGCCCAGUAUGAGACCUGUAAGAAAGCCCUCCAAUCAGUUAGCAAGGUGGUGCGUCAGUGUAACGAAGGGGCCCGUACGAUGGAGAGAACAGAGAUGAUGUACACCAUCAACUCCCAACUGGAGUUUAAAAUCAAGCCCUUCCCACUGGUGUCGUCCUCUAGGUGGAUGGUGAAGAGAGGGGAGCUCACAGCCUUCGUGGAGGAGAACGGCAUCUUCUCCAAGAAGACGUCACGGCAGCAGGUCUACUUCUUCCUCUUCAACGACGUCCUCAUCCUCACCAGGAAGAAGAGUGAGGACAGCUACACAGUGAUAGACUAUGCUCUGAGGGGCCAAAUUUGGGUGGGACCCUGCCAGGCCGAGGAUGUCAACCUAUCACCCGUCAGAAGCACCGCUGGAAUGCUGACAUCACGGCAGCCUGGGGCCAGCCACCUCUUCCGCCUGCGUUUCCGUAGCAACCACUCCGGAGACAAGGUGCCCAUGGUCCUGGGGGUGGAGCGAAUGAAUGAGCGUGCUCGCUGGAUCAGUGCUCUGGGCCAGAGCAGCAAUGACGAGAAGAACCAAGACCGAACCAAUGCCAUGCAGGUGGAGGUGACGAGGACGUACACAGCCAAGCAGCCUGAUGAGCUGUCACUGCAGGUGGCUGACGUGGUCCUGGUGUCACAGACUGUGGAGGAUGGCUGGUAUGAGGGUGAGCGACUCCGUGAUGGCGAGAGGGGUUGGUUCCUGUCAGCAUGUGCUGAACCAAUCAUGUGCCAGGCCACUAUUGAGCGCAACGUGCAGAGGAUGGACCGCCUCCAGGGGCUGGAAACCAAUGUGUGAGCUGGAACUGCAGGCUCCACCCACUAAAUACACCAGUGACCUGCCUUCAAUCAGACACACCAAUGAGUGAGCUGGAACUGCAGGCUCCACCCACUAAAUACACCAGUGACCUGCCUUCAAUCAGACACACCAAUGAGCGAGCUUUAUGCCAGCAACAGCCCUCCACUGAACACACCAAUAGAAAGUCUCCUUGGUCAACAGAGCAAUGUGUGAGAUCUUUCUGCCAGCGACUGAAUACACCAAUGAGCCGCCUUCAAGCACUAUCAACCAAUGAGAGUGCUGACUGCCACUUAAUGCACCAAUAGAAUCUCUCUGUGGUCAACAGACACAGGUAUGCCAGCUGACUGCAUCUAUUAGAAUGGGUUUGGGGUCCAGAGAUUGUUACCCAUGCAGUGUAACAUUCUCCAUCUUCUACCAAUCUCUAUGGUAAGGAAGUUUGACCCUAUGACCUGUCAACACCACUUUGACUCCUCCCACUGAUGGAAGACUGUCCAACCACUGCCCGUGUGACUGCUUUUUGGCCCCGAAGGACAUCCCACUUGGACACACGCGCACACAGAACGUGCUGGGGUCAAAGUUUAAAACUGCCACGUGGAUUGGUCAACCUAUAAUAACAGUAGAUUACAACUAAUAUAACAUGUAUUCAUUUAAUUUCCUUCUGAAAGACUCCCCAGGAAUGAAGCUUACUUUCUGUACUACAUAACUAAGAUUUAUAUUAGUAUAUUUUCUGUCAUGCUUUUUAAAGUGCCAGGUUGUUGUGAUGGGACAGGUCAGUUUCACUUCUGCUCUGUGGUCAGGUUAUAGUGUGUGAUGAGACUGUUGGGGAAGAGGCUCAUUGUAGACACACAAAUGACACUUUACGUUAGACUUGUCUGUGUGUGGCUAGGAGGCCUUUUGUAAUGUAACUGAAUGUGACGACGGUCCAAAAUGGCCAAAUAAAUGGAUCAUUUCUAGACUAAAACUGGAAAAAGCCAAGGUUUCAACAUGAUCGUCCGGACGUGAUUCAUCUGUUAAGUGUGUAAUGUUGUCUUACAUUGCUAAGGGAAACAAAGAAUGGCCUGAUCAGCUUCCUGCUGCAACACCGUUCAUCAAACCAGACCACUACUCUACAUCUGGUCUGACCCAGACCACUACUCUACAUCUGGUCUGACCCAGACCACUACUCUACAUCUGGUCUGACCCAGACAAAAAAAAAGUUUAAUUUGCACUCAGGGAUAAACUGUGAUGACACACAUUU